Messenger RNA from Fusarium vanettenii 77-13-4, 1536 nucleotides. RefSeq lists its product as uncharacterized. Gene Ontology annotation, cellular component: membrane. Gene Ontology annotation, biological process: transmembrane transport. Lineage: Eukaryota; Fungi; Ascomycota; Sordariomycetes; Hypocreales; Nectriaceae. The record is from RefSeq and is a predicted model, not a curated record. The transcript is spliced from 5 exons. Bases 1 to 1536 code for a protein of 511 amino acids. Gene Ontology annotation, molecular function: transmembrane transporter activity.
AUGACCUGCCCCAUUUUCAAUCUUGCUCUUCUCAACCAUUCACAUCUUAUUGCAUCAUGGAUAUCCCUAAAGCAUCUCCACGAGACAAGCAUCGAAGUGUGGACCGAGUGGUUUAAUAACCAGAGCACAGAGUGGCAGAACGAACUCAAUAAGAGGACACUUCGAAAAGUCGACAUGCGACUCAUGCCCACACUUGUCAUCAUGUACUUGCUCAACUUCCUAGAUCGCUCUAACCUUGCCCAAGCGCGUCAGGGUACCCUGGAGGUAGACCUAGAAAUGUCUGGCACCGACUUCAACUUGGCUACAUCCAUCUUCUUCGUCGGCUAUCUGCUGAUGCAGCUGCCGUCCAACUUGCUUCUCACCCGCGUACGACCCUCUUGGUACCUCAGUGCCUCUUGUUGCCUAUGGGGAGUUGUGUCGACGUGUAAUGCCGCUGCGCACUCCUUCACACACCUUGUGGUCAUUCGAUUCUUCCUUGGCUUUGUUGAGGCCCCCUUCUUCCCCGGCGCCAUCUUUCUCAUGAGUUCAUGGUACACUCGUGCUGAGCUUAUUCGCCGCGUGGCCUGGCUUUAUGCUGGAAAUGCCUUGGCCAAUAUGUUUGGCGGCCUGCUGGGCGCGGCCAUUCUUGGUGGGCUUGAAGGAUCGAAGGGAAUCGAAGGGUGGAGGUGGUUAUUCAUCAUCGAGGGUGUGGCAGCCAUCGCUUUUGCGAUGCUUGCCGCUUUUAUUCUCCCCGACUACCCCCACACCACCAAAUGGUUGACCCAAGAGGAACGUGCCUUUGCUGCCUGGAGACUCACCCAGGACAUCAGCGAGGCCGAUACGUAUGGCGAACAAACUGUCUGGGACGGUGUCAAGAUGGCCGUCCGUGACUACCGCGUAUACGUCUUCCUGCUCAUCCAGCACGUUAGCUUACUCUCGCAGACUUUCCAGUAUUUCUUUCCCACCAUUGUUGGCACGCUUGGCUAUGGUCGUAUCGUUACCUUGUGGCUUACGGCUCCGGCUUGGUUUGCCACUUUCCUCCUCUCUAUUUGUGUGACAUUGAGCUCGGCGAAGACAAAUGACAGAUCCUUGCACAUUGUUUGUCUCAUGCUGCUGGCAGCCGUCGGAAACGCGAUUGCUGCCGGGACAACUGUCGUUGGGGCCCGCUUCUUUGCCAUGUUUCUUAUGCCAAUGGGGGCUGUGUCUUCCUACCAAAUCAUCGUGUCAUGGGUAGCAAAUUCCUUUCCCCGUCCGCUUGUCAAACGUUCAGCCGCAAUUGCUAUUUGCAACAUGAUUGGCAAUACCGCAACCAUUUACGGGUCAUACCUUUAUCCCAGCAGCGAUAGCCCUCAGUACCGACCCGGAGGAAGCGCAAACGCGGCCAUCUGUGUUGUCGUCGCUCUGCUUGCCCUCCUGCUACGCUACAUCCACAAGUGGGAGAACAAGAAGCUUGAGCGUGCUGAAGAGGAUCGGAACGAUGCCACAGAAGGAGGAGGCAAAGCCACUGCUGCAUCUGGCCGUCAGCUCCCACAGCCGGGGUUUCGAUAUAUCUAUUGA